CGCGCGGGGCCCGGGCUUCGGCAGAUCAGCCAGGGAGGCCCCGCCGCGCCCCCUCGGCCCGCGCGCCCGUGGUCACAGCGGAAGAGGCGCCCACGCCGCGCUGCCCGGAGGGGCCGUCGCGCGCCCGCUUCCUGUUUGGCUGGUUCCUGCCAGCUCGAGGACAAAAUACGCGUGCGCGCGGUGGGCGAGCGCGCUCGCCGCCUCAGUCGCCAGCGCCGGGCGCAGUCCGCCUUUUUCCGGAGCAGCCUGGCCGCGGUGCUAGUCGGUAGCAGCGGCCGCCGCAGCGGCUCCCCACUGGCGAACCGAGGGCAGAAAAAGGCGGGGUUGACGGCUUUUUGGUAGGAGUGGGCUGGACCGGACGCCAGAGACAAAGGCUCCCAAGGCAAGAGGGACUGUGGCCCUGCGUCGUCUCUGCUCGGGACUGCUGACCCCAGGAAUUUACGCCCCUUCGUUUUUCUCUUCUGAUUCUUCCCCCAAGCCCGCGUCCCCUGACGCGUGGCCUCUCUCCUUGCCGGGAGGGCCGCGAUGGAGGUCCCGCCCCGGCUUUCCCAUGUGCCGCCGCCAUUGUUCCCCUCCGCUCCCGCUACUUUAGCCUCUCGCAGCCUCUCCCAUUGGCGGCCGCGGGCGCCGCGGCAGCUAGCCCCGCUCCUCCCUUCGCUCGCUCCCAGCUCCGCCCGGCAGGGGGCGCGCCGGGCCCAGCGCCACGUCACCGCCCAGCAGCCCUCCCGAUUGGCGGGCGGGGCGGCUAUAAAGGGAGGGCGCAGGCGGCGCCCGGAUCUCUUCCGCCGCCAUUUUAAAUCCAGCUCCAUACAACGCUCCGCCGCCGCUGCUGCCGCGACCCGGACUGCGCGCCAGCACCCCCCUGCCGACAGCUCCGCCACUAUGGAGGAUAUGAACGAGUACAGCAAUAUAGAGGAAUUCGCAGAGGGAUCCAAGAUCAACGCGAGCAAGAAUCAGCAGGAUGACGGUAAAAUGUUUAUUGGAGGCUUGAGCUGGGAUACAAGCAAAAAAGAUCUGACAGAGUACUUGUCUCGAUUUGGGGAAGUUGUAGACUGCACAAUUAAAACAGAUCCAGUCACUGGGAGAUCAAGAGGAUUUGGAUUUGUGCUUUUCAAAGAUGCUGCUAGUGUUGAUAAGGUUUUGGAACUGAAAGAACACAAACUGGAUGGCAAAUUGAUAGAUCCCAAAAGGGCCAAAGCUUUGAAAGGGAAAGAACCUCCCAAAAAGGUUUUUGUGGGUGGAUUGAGCCCUGAUACUUCUGAAGAACAAAUUAAAGAAUAUUUUGGAGCCUUUGGAGAGAUUGAAAAUAUUGAACUUCCCAUGGAUACAAAAACAAAUGAAAGAAGAGGAUUUUGUUUUAUCACAUAUACCGAUGAAGAGCCAGUAAAAAAAUUGUUAGAAAGCAGAUACCAUCAAAUUGGUUCUGGGAAGUGUGAAAUCAAAGUUGCACAACCCAAAGAGGUAUAUAGGCAGCAGCAGCAGCAACAAAAGGGUGGAAGAGGUGCUGCAGCUGGUGGACGAGGUGGUACGAGGGGUCGUGGCCGAGGUCAGGGCCAAAACUGGAACCAAGGAUUUAAUAACUAUUAUGAUCAAGGAUAUGGAAAUUACAAUAGUGCCUAUGGUGGUGAUCAAAACUAUAGUGGCUAUGGCGGAUAUGAUUAUACUGGGUAUAACUAUGGGAACUAUGGAUAUGGACAGGGAUAUGCAGACUACAGUGGCCAACAGAGCACUUACGGCAAGGCAUCUCGAGGGGGUGGCAAUCACCAAAACAAUUACCAGCCAUACUAAAGGAGAACAUUGGAAAAAACAGGAGGAGAUGUUAAAGUAACCCAUCUUGCAGGACGACAUUGAAGAUUGGUCUUCUGUUGAUCUAAGAUGAUUAUUUUGUAAAAGACUUUCUAGUGUACAAGACACGAUUGUGUCCAACUGUAUAUAGCUGCCAAUUAGUUUUCUUUGUUUUUACUUUGUCCUUUGCUAUCUGUGUUAUGACUCAAUGUGGAUUUGUUUAUACACAUUUUUAUUUGUAUCAUUUCAUGUUAAACCUCAAAUAAAUGCUUCCUUAUGUGAUUGCUUUUCUGCGUCAGGUACUACAUAGCUCUGUAAAAAUGUAAUUUAAAAUAAGCAAUAAUUAAGGCACAGUUGAUUUUGUAGAGAGUAUUGGUCCAUACAGAGAAACUGUGGUCCUUUAUAAAUAGCCAGCCAGCGUCACCCUCUUCCCCAAUUCGUAGGUGUAUUUUAUGCUCUUAAGGCUUCAUCUCCCUGUUAACUGAGAUUUCUACCACACCUUUGAACAAUGUUCUUUCCCUUCUGGCUAUCUGAAGACUGUCCUGAGAGAAAGACCUAAGUGUUGUGAUUAGUAGAAGCUUUCUAGUAGACCAUAUUUCUUCUGGAUUGUAAUAAAAUUGUUAGUAGUAGUACUUUGUUCCUGUCUCUGGAAAGCCAUUUUUGAAUUGCUAAUUACCUUGGCUUUAAUCAGUGGUCACCUAGAAAAAGCUUUGUAAUCAUAACAGAAUGAUUUUAAUUCUUGAUAAAAAUUCAGAUGCACAUGGAAAGGAGCACUGUAAAACUGGUAGGAGCUAUGGUAUAAGAGCAUUGGAAGUAGUUAUAACUCAAGGAUUUUGGUAGAAAGAUAUGAGUUUGGUCGAAAGAUUAAAAUUUGAAAUAGUGGCAAAAUAAUAUUUAGUUGUGGUGUUUUCUCACAGCCACCACAAGAUUGAACAAAAUAUUUUCUGGGCAUUCCGAGGAAGUUGUAUUACAGUUAGCUGUUAAUGCUGUGUGAGUUUAGAAAAAGUCUUGAUAGUAAAUCUAGUGUUUGACACUGCAUGAACUGAGUAGUUAAACAUUUACAUAUUUCACACAGGAAUAGUGGAAAAGGUAUCUUGGGUGUGACUAAGUCAUUACAAAUGUGACUGAGUCAUUACAGUGGACCCUCCAGGUGCAUUGAUAAUCUGUUUUAUAUCCAGGUUUCAGAGGACCUGGAAUAAAUAAAAACUUUGAAUUUUGCAUUCAGUGUAGUUGGAUUUUGGGACCUUGGCCUCAGUGUCAGCUACUGGGAUUGGCAUAUGUGUUCACAGGCAGAGUAGUUGAUCUCACAACGGGUGAUGUCAAAACUGGUAAGUUACGCUCAUGAGCCCUCCCUUUUUUUUUUUUUUUAAUUUGGUGCCUGCAACUUUGUUACAAUGAUUCUACUUCCUGGGCUUUCACAUAAUGCUCUUGGCCUUUUUUUGCUGCUGUUUUGCUAUUCUUACACCUAGGCCAAGUACCAGUGUUGGCUGUUGGAAGGGAUUCUGUUCAUUCAACAUGCAACUUUAGGGAAUGGAAGGAAGUUCAUUUUUAAGUUGUGUUGUCAGUAGGUGUGGUGUCUAGGGUAGUGAAUCCUGUAAGUUCAAAUUUAUGAUUAGGUGACAAGUUGACAUUGAGAUUGUCCUUUUCCCUGAUCAAAAAAUGAAUAAAGCCUUUUUAAACAAAA
Molecule: messenger RNA, 3469 nt
Organism: Nomascus leucogenys (northern white-cheeked gibbon)
Lineage: Eukaryota; Metazoa; Chordata; Mammalia; Primates; Hylobatidae
Gene: HNRNPDL
Product: heterogeneous nuclear ribonucleoprotein D like
Biological process (GO): regulation of gene expression
Cellular component (GO): nucleoplasm
Molecular function (GO): poly(A) binding; poly(G) binding
Source: RefSeq, a predicted model, not a curated record